Molecule: messenger RNA, 4167 nt
Organism: Acytostelium subglobosum LB1
Lineage: Eukaryota; Evosea; Eumycetozoa; Acytosteliales; Acytosteliaceae
Exons: 10
Coding region: 1-4167 (1388 amino acids)
Biological process (GO): reticulophagy; positive regulation of protein phosphorylation; autophagy of peroxisome
Cellular component (GO): phagophore assembly site membrane; extrinsic component of membrane; Atg1/ULK1 kinase complex
Molecular function (GO): protein kinase binding; molecular adaptor activity
Source: RefSeq, a predicted model, not a curated record
AUGAGAUACCAGUCAAUCCUUCAAUAUUCCAAAGAUAUCAGUCUUAAUUCAGACAAUACAUUGGAAUCAUAUGGAAUUGUUCACGACACAGAGUUAUACCUAUUCAACAAGAAGAUAUUGGAAAACAAUAGUCAUGCACCUGAUGAGGUCAACUUGUCCAUACAGGACUUCCAAAUUCCAAGAUUACCAACACCAAAGAAUCUAAAAGAGUUGGAAGCUUCGUUUAAUCCAUUGAACAAGCUAUUCUCAUUGGAGUAUCAUUUGAACAAUCAGGUGAUUGCCACUCAGUAUCUCAAGGAUCAAUUUGAGAACAAGACAUUGCAAUGCGUCAACACACUAAGUGAGCUCAACACACAAAGGAAGGGCAUCAGUGUUGCACUGCACAGUCUCAGUGAGUACAAGAGCAAACUGGUCCACUCCUACAACUCCAUCUCUGCACUCUUCAAGAAACAAUCACCUCAUUUCGAGUCCUUGCUUCUAUCAUUCGACAGUGACCUUCAACGAUUGAAGCAAGUCAAACUACAUGAUGCACUCAAGACAACGACAAAGAGUACACUACUUGAUUGUAUACCAGAGUUGGAGAUGAGGAAAUGGAGCGAUCAAUGCAAGAGAGAGUUUGAGAUAUUGAAAGGAAAGAUCAUGGAGCUUGGAAGCCAGAUCGAUUCAAUAAGAGACUCUGUUGAUAUGAAGAGACCUUUGGAGAUAAACAUCAAGGAGUUGACGGAAAGAACAAACCAAGCAAGGGAGCAUACCAAGCAUUUCCAAUUGCUACAUCAAGAGUCCUUGUCAUACUCUGAUGGUAUCAAGAGAGCAUUGGAGGGAUCAAGGAGCAACCUGGAUCAGCUGUCCAAGGUGGUGUCAUCAUUCAGUGAGAUACAAUACUCACAGGAUGAUAAUAUUAGGAACUCAAUGAGGAAUGUUGAGAUAUUGAUGACCACUUUGAUACUGUUCUCCAAGUCAAAGAAUAGUUUCAAUCAAUAUGUAUUCUCAGAGCUACGAUCCAUUUCUAGAUUGCAAUCAGAGAUGCGUCAAUUGAUGAGCAACUUCUCCGUAUUGAAUGAGGCCAUCUCCAAGCAAACCAACAACUUCUUCCAACUAGAGUGUAUACAUCAUAUGCCCACUGCCUAUCUCGAUGCAUUGAAUGAAACAUCAAGGAGGAGAAGAUUCGACAAUACAAUCAAUGCCAAUGUAUCACGCUUCAUUGAGUCAUUGAAUAUAUUCACGGCCAGUGAGAACCAAAAGAGACAGGCAUUCUUUGAGAAGGUGUAUAGAUAUCUGCCACCACAUAUCUUUAACUCACUCAAGGAGCCAUUACCAUCAUUCCAGCUACACCUACCACCCUUUGACACUCAACUUCCCUCGAUCAGCGACUCCCAAAUACUGCGCGUGGACAUUGACGAUGACUUUACACUCAUCGAUGGCUUUGAUCCGAAUCUCCAAAAGACCGCUACAUCCUCAUCGUCAUCAUCAUCACAUGUCCAAGUCCAGAGGAAGCCACCCGAGUAUGAACGAUCAUUCAGUGCUUCAUCACUAGAGUCCAAGAUGAAUGAGUCACAACAACUGGAGAAGAUUAGGAUGUUGGAGUCCAGACUACAGUCGACAUUCUUGAUGGCAUCAAAGACUGAAGAGAAGUACAGGGACCUCCAGGAGAAGUCCAGGAUCAUGCAGUCCGACAGCUCAGUCACCAAUGGACUGAAGCUUCAAUUGGAAUCACUCAAGAAGGAGCUGGAGGAGAAGAAACAGGAGCUCGAGCACCUGUCUUCAACAAUCCAGCAGAACUCAGAGUUGAUUGACUCACUCAAUGAGCGUGAACAUGAGAUGUCCACCAAGAUCAUCCAGUUGGAGAUUGAAUGUGCCACCAAGAAGCAACAGUUGGUCACCUGCAAUGAGAAGAUUGAGAGUCUUCAGCGAGAGAUGCUCACCAAGGAGACUCUCGGUCUGGAGGAGUCCACCUCCUUGCAAGCGCAGUUGGUGGCGCUGGAGAAGGACAGCAUAGCCCAGGCCAAUCACAUUGAUGAGCUCCAACAACAAAUUGAAUUGAAGCAAGGAAUUCUCGACAGCACUACGUAUGAGAAGGAGAACCUGCUGUCUCGGUUGAAUGAAAAGGAAACAAAGUUGUUCGAGUUGGGCGAGACCAAUGCCUCACUAAGGAAUGACCUCAGCACCACCAAGGAGAAGCUGUCUAUCUAUGGCGAGCGAGCAUCACUUCUCGAUCAAGACAAGACCGAGUUGGAGGAGUUGAAGGCAGAUCUGCAAUGGCAACUUACACAACUCUCGGACAAGAUCAAGAGCCUAGAGGAUGACAUUGCAAACAAGGAGGCCAAAGCGUCACAGGACCAAGAGACGAUCGAGUCACUACGCGCAGAGACCAAGUUGUAUCAAUGCGAGAAGGAGAAUCUCUCUACCAACUUUGAACAACUCCGCGAAGAGUACAACGAGCUCCAGGCAUCAUUCGACGAGAGCUCGGCCAGACAAUCAAACAAGAUCGAACAGCUCCAGUCAUCAAUCGAUCAAUCAAAGGUGUAUGUGGAAAAGAUGAAUGCCGAUAUGAAGUCGAUCCAAGAGUCCAAGCACAAGGAGGUCAAGGAUCUGGAGGAGGAAUUGUCCUCUCUGAGACUGGUCAAUGAGAAUGAUGGACAUGAGCUGACAGAGCUGUUGAACCAGGUCGAGGUGCUCAAGGAUGAGAUUGAACGCCAGAGAGAACACCUUGAGAUCAAGUCAAGGAAGCUUGAGCAAGCCAAUUCCACCAUUGUCGCCAAGGAGAGUGUCAUCACCGAUUUGAACAAGAAAAUCAAUGACAUUGAAGCUACCUGGAAGACCAAGCACUCAGAUACUGUUGGCGCAUUGACAGACAACUGUGAUGAUCUAGCUACACAACUAGAGCGCAAGACUGCCUCCAUGAGCAAGUUGGAGCAAGAGUUGGUUGCCACUGUCGAAGUCAUCAAUGAUCAAGCACAUAGUAUAUCAACACUCGAGUCAAAGAUCAAGGACUUGAAGCAGGAUAUCAAGGAGAGAGAGGCACUUCAUAACAAGGACCUGGCCAACAACGACCAGCUCAUGGAUGAGAGCGACAAGCUCAGGAAUCAGGUGCAAGAACUGACCAAGAUGCUUGUGGACAGAGACUCGAGCAAUGAUUUGUUAGAGUCGGACAAGUUGGCACUGAUCAAGCAGGUGUCGUCGUUGGAGAAGCAAGUGGCCCAAUUCGAGGUGGUGUUGUCAUCUGAGCGAGAGUCACACAAACAAAAGAUUGGCAAGGCUUUGAAUGACAUGGAACAAGUACUUCAAGAGAAGGCAAUGCGAGAUGUUGUUAUGGAUUCAAAGGAGGAGGCCGUCCACACUCUUAGACAGGAGGUGACAUCUUUGGAACAAACUUUAAAGCUUCAAGCAUUGGCUAUGGCUGAGAGCAAUCAACAGAAACAGGUACUCGACAAGGUACACAAAGAGUCCACGCAAGAGUUCAACGAGACAAUUGCUCAGUUGAAUGAGUACAUUGAGGAACUCAAUCAGAAGAACAAGAGACUUCAGGAUCAGCUGGACAGUGUCAACUUCAACUCAAUAGGCCAGCACGACAAGAUUGAGAAGUUGCAGUCUAGCAUGGACGAGAGAGAACGUGUCUACCAGAUGGAGACAAAGGAGAAGGACGAUCACAUUGACAGUCUGGCCAAGGAUAAGCAGACCUAUCUCGAGUUGAUCAAGAAGCUGCACGUGGUCUUGGACACCAAGUACGAUAUUGGCAAGCCACAGGCUGUGUUGACGCAUGCACGCCAUCUCAAGGAGAACUGUUUGUCGUUGGAAAAAACAUUGGAGGAGUUCACCAAGAACGAAAGACUACUGUUGGAGAAGAUGCAAUCACACGAGCAGUCAAUGGUGGAUAUGUUCCUGUCCAAGGACAAUGAAGAGGUGGCUCAAUUGUCAAACUUCCAACAUAGUCGCACUGUGGUCUUCAAGAACAUCAAGAAUGACGUCUAUGAAGCAGUGAACAUCAAUGCGCCACACUACUACCUUUCAUAUGACAGCUUUGAUCUAUAUAGUGAUGAGAUAUCCAAGAAAGAUAUAAUCAUUGGAAGUAUUGUAGAGAUAAAUGAGUUGACAGCUGACUCCUCUCAUCCAUAUGGUCUACCAGCUGGUACCACGUAUCACGAGCUACUUGUAUCAAAGCUACGAUAG